UGAUCCAGAUCAUGGGGGCUGGACUGGGUCCAGGUGCAAAGAAGAAAAAAAAGAAACCCUGGAAGGACCAUUAAGAGUCAGCUCUCACUCACACACACACACACACACACAGAGCAGCAGAGCGCAGACGCUCUUCAUCCAGAUCCAGAUCAGUGCCAGAACCAGACGCAUGGUCGCCUCUCUUUUUGUUUUUUUUGUUUGUUUUUGCGUGAUUUCUGGACUCGUUUGUGUCACGUGACGAACUUUUGUGUAUUUUCCACACCUCUGAGGAAUAACUGUGGGAAUUAAAGGUGCAUGCGGGGUUUUUUCCUCCUCGACGCACAGAAGUCCGGCUGGAACACUUUGAACACCGGGAUUGUUUGGAUUAAAACCCAGAAGUAAAGACUCGGUCAGGGAGACUCCGUCUGGGCUGCUUUUUGGUUGACUUGUCCCAGAAAUGGUGGGGCACCUUCACCUACAAGCGAUGGAUGAUAGUCUCAAAGGAAAGAACCGGGAAGGGCUGCUCGACAGCCCGGACUCCGGAUUGCCCCCGAGUCCCAGUCCGCCCUUCUGCUCCCUGUCCCCGGGUCUGAUCGAGUCGCGCUCCAGCAGCUGCGCGACGCCCGUGGAAAGUCACCAUGGAUUUUAUAAGAAGGAAAGCAAGGAAGGCAAACUGCUGCCCUACCUGCUGCUCAACUCCACGGGGACGGACCCCAAGACCCGCAUGCUCCCCGUGUUCUUCGGAGAAAGCAUCGAGGUCAACCCCAAACCAGAGCAGGAGAUCAAGUGCAACUCUGAGGUCAAGUAUGACUCCGACAAGCAUUACCGGGACCGGGUCUACUGCGCUCCGGUUCCCACGGCGACCUCCUUCAGCGAGACAGUGGUGGCGGUGCGGGACUGCACCUGGAGGAGCUACAAGUCCCAGGUGUACCUGGAGCCGCGGCAGAGGCCCGUCAGCUACCAGAGCACCACCAUCAUCUACCCCAAACACGCCAAGAACACUUACCGCACCACGCUCAACUACAACGCCGCCGGCUCCCGCCGCUGGUUCGUCUCCACUGUGCAGCUGGAGUCGAGCGAGGACUCGAGUCCCUGUAUCAUCUACACGGAGGAUCUGUAGACACGCAGGAGGAUCAUCGCGUGUGCUCUUUGGAGGACGUGUUGAAAGCCUGUAAAAAAACCAAAAAAAAAACACAAACCCUGCCUGUUUAUCUUUACUAGCCGUGGAGGAAACUUUGGGAACCCGUAGAGUGUAUUUAGACUUUUCUACUGAUGCGGUCUUUAGAGCGGGACUCGGUCCUGUGGCGCCGCACUUGAAUGGUUCAUGUCUUAUUUAAUACAAGAGCUGACAAAUUGGUGGCCGUCGCUGUUCUUCCAGUUGGACUGUCGCACCUCGGUGACGGUGACGGUCAAGAGCGCAGAUGACGGCGCCCCCUGUCGCACCAAUGCAAAGCUUGCUCAUGUGGCUUUAUUGCACUUGUUUUCUUUGGACCAAAGACGACGUUCAUCCCCCCCGACAUGAAUUAACACUCUCAAAAACAGUGGUUUGUAUCGAGUUCAUACUGAAGUCUAUUUUAAGAGUAUCUCAGUUAUGAAAUCUGGUUAAAAAUAAUGUGAAAUGCUCCACCACGUUGGGUCAAAGGUGUUUUGGUUUAGGAUGAACUUCAUUUGAACAUGUUAAUGUUGUUGUUCUUAAGAUUCAUGAAGAGAGUGACGCUUAAAAACUCACCGUAGGACCACAUCGCCCGUUAGAAACAAAAUAAUCAACGACAUGGUUUUGGUUCACUUCAUCGCGCUGCACCACUCAAACUUAACGACUAAUCUUUGUAAAUGUCUUGUUUAUGAGUGCAUGUGUAGAGAAAUAGUCAGUGCAGUGUCACAUGAUCACAUCACAUUUCAUUUAAAGCGUGUUGUUAUUUAUACUCUUGUGUAACUUACAGUUUAAGUGCUGCUGGUGCAGCCGAUGGUGUCAAGGUCAAAGGUCGUUUUUGGACGGAUCCAAAAAAGCAUAAAAACAAACUAUGAAACUACAAUUUCCCUGUUUUUCGCCAACAUUUGCAAAUAUUGAGUCUUCAGAUUUUUUUACCUCAAAAUUUCACUUUUAUUUUGUUGGAGAACAUUUUUUUUUUGUAUAUUCCCUACUUCUCAGUUGAGGUUGUGAAUUUGUUUGAUUUUUUUUUAGUAUUUUUUUGGGAGACGCUCGGCGGGUUUUUGUGUGGAGGAGGACGAACGAGAAGUAGGUGGAGCUACUGGGCUUUAACGAGGGGAACAGGAAGUACAGUCACGGGGGAAAAGUCACAUCGGCUCUUUCAGAAUAAAACCGAGUUAAUAAAAACUUGACUUUUAAAGUUCCGUGGUAAGACAGGUGCAGAGUUGAGUUAUGUGUCAGUGAUGGUGUGUGAGGAUGAGGAGGUGAGUUUUGGUGGGGGGGGGGGGGUUUUGUGUGUGAGAUAUUUUUUGUGUGUGUUUCCUAACACUUGAUUUUGUUACUGUAAAAUAUUUCUUCCUGUUGUAUAUUAUGUGGCAUCGAGGCACUUCAUAAUUCUCUUUAUAUUUUUGUACGUCAAUAAUUGCUCCUGUUCUGAUCGAGGAAAAAUAAUUUAAAAAAAAGAUUGUAUAUCAUAAAUGAAUAAAACAUGAAAUUCCCAACCCCA
Solea solea (common sole) is the source of this 2633-nucleotide messenger RNA. RefSeq names its product refilin A (gene rflna). The transcript is spliced from 4 exons. Lineage: Eukaryota; Metazoa; Chordata; Actinopteri; Pleuronectiformes; Soleidae. Gene Ontology annotation, cellular component: actin filament bundle. Gene Ontology annotation, molecular function: filamin binding. The record is from RefSeq and is a predicted model, not a curated record. Bases 437 to 1099 code for a protein of 220 amino acids. Gene Ontology annotation, biological process: negative regulation of bone mineralization involved in bone maturation; skeletal system morphogenesis; negative regulation of chondrocyte development.